Messenger RNA from Cutaneotrichosporon cavernicola, 2277 nucleotides. RefSeq lists its product as uncharacterized. The record is from RefSeq and is a predicted model, not a curated record. The transcript has 4 exons. Lineage: Eukaryota; Fungi; Basidiomycota; Tremellomycetes; Trichosporonales; Trichosporonaceae. Bases 1 to 2277 code for a protein of 758 amino acids.
AUGAACACCAACGUGGGGAGGAAGGGCAAGCGUGGCCCAACCUCUCCAACCGCCUCUGUCCACUCACCCCCCAUCAACACUUCCCCCCUCCCCAAGAUUAAACUCAACGUCCGACCCUCUACUCAACAAUAUCACCGUCCGUCAUCGGUGUCGUCGCUGUCGCGGCCCGGAUCUUCCAGCCGGCACCGCGGAGUAUUUUCGGAUGAUGGAAGCAGUUCUUCGGACCUGACUCCUGCCGAAGACGACGAGAAUGAAGACGAGGAUGACGAAGACGAAGACGAUAACUUUUCUUCACGAAUUCUGUCUCGUAUCCAAAACAAGAAGCGGGACUCUAUCGCCAACAUCUCUCCCAACCACAUCGCCAAGGCGAGACCACCAAAAGCAGCACCUUCCUCGGCACGAUCGACUCCACGCCCGUCGGCUCACGGCCCAAAUGGCCGCGACCGCAAGCGCCAUCUCAAACUCGGAGAGGUCGCACGCAGACGCGCACGGGACGACAAGUUCGGGUUCGGCGGUGACCGCUUUGGUGGUGCUACCCAAAUGCAGUCACGCAUCUCGAACGCAGCCCAUAUCGACUCGGACUCGACGUCUUCGUAUGGCGACGACGAGUCAGAGCGCGAGAUGACCCAGUCUCUGGCCGACGCCGAUGAGACCGAGGACGAGUCCAUAGGUGGUCUGCAUGAGGCGUUCGCAGGCCACGAGAUCGAGGAUCUCGCCUAUGGUGCUGGCCACCCAGACUCGAGCAUGGAAGAUGAUGCGGAGAUGGAGUGGUGGAAUGACAAUGAGACCGAGAAUGGGGAUGCCAACGAGGAGGAGGACGACGAGGACUUCAUUGCUAACCUCACUGGCUCCGACAUUGACCAGCUCCAAUCGCAGUCAUCAGUCCACGCCUCGUCUGAUGACCCCAUGAGUGACUCGUCCUCCGAGACGGACGACGCCUGUGACGAGUUUGGCUUCUCCACCCGCUUCAACCACACUGCGGGCGAGGAGCCUCUGGUUCUCAUGGAGAACUGGGACGGGCAGUAUGUCCUCGUCCAGCCCCGGCAGUCCCGUCGGCGCGAGCGAGGGACAGGUUCGCGUACGGCUGGCUCGAUCGGAGAAAGUACUUCGGCUUCUGCAGGGGAGCAGCACCUCCUCAUCGACGAGGACGCCAACGACGACUCUGACACAACCGCCGACUGGUCUGGUGUCGAGGACGACGACGGGGGCGACACGACGGACUCGAUGGCCGAAGAGGACAUGCCCGUCCUCGACAGCCCAGCACUCGACCAGAUUAUUGGGCAGCAGGUCAUAAGCCCCCCGCAGUACAACAUGGCGAUGCUGCCUCACCCUAACCCCUUCUUCGAGGCAAUGGGAGCGGCGUCCAUUGAGGCUGCUCUCGAAGCAGUCGCGGCAAACCCUUCGAUUGUCAUCACUGAUGUUGCCGCCACAUCGCCUUCUGGCAGCACCCCGUCAACGGCCGGAGCUCCUACCCCUGGGAUCAUGUCUGUGCUCACUCCUGGCAUUGCUGGGCCCAUUGUCCCGCAACUGCUCCCUAUGACCCCAGUCACCAGUCCACCCUCUGGGAUCCCUGCAAUGGGCCCUGUCAUGGGCACCUUCAGCGUGUGCAACGAGCAUUGCGAGAGUGCGGUCAUCGAUGGCUCCAAGACCGCCACCAAAUCGCCCUUCACUCGCCGGAGGCGGAACAGGUCUUCAGACUCUGGCUCGGUCUCCGCUAAGCGGCGUCCCAAAGUCGGCGACCCGUUUUCGCCAGCUGUGAAGAAGACGCGCUACUCGUCCAUCCCAGGCCACCCUCGAUACAUCGCAGCACGCCGUGCCGCGCAGGCGCUCAUGGACCCUCUUGAGCGCGAAACGACCCCGUCCGAGGAGGAGAACGCGUUUUCUCUCGAGGACAUGCUCGACAUCCCGGGCAAUGACAUGGACCCGACCGUGGAGGAUCCCCAGAGCCCCGAGCUCCGCCACCUGUUCCGCUUCGACAAGAUCCCUGUUUCGACGUACAUGCGUCGUAACUUCUCGUCGGGUAGCAGGAACCGCACCGCCCCGGUCACACCGUCGCAAGGGUCAUUUUCGCUCACGUCCACCGCCAGCCGCACGCCAAACGUGGGCGGUGUUGGUCUCUCCGGCACGCUCGCUGGCCCGCUCCCCUACCCCGCCAGCCGGAUGCUGAUCUCGCCCGUCCUGCAGCCGUCAGAGGGCCAGGCUAUCCCGAUGAGCCGCAAGGAGCGGCGUCGCGUACGGAAGGGCGUCUCGAUGGACAUGCGCACUUUCCAGAUUUAA